Siniperca chuatsi (mandarin fish) is the source of this 1484-nucleotide messenger RNA. Its product is annotated as rhodopsin. Gene Ontology annotation, cellular component: photoreceptor outer segment; membrane. Lineage: Eukaryota; Metazoa; Chordata; Actinopteri; Centrarchiformes; Sinipercidae. The transcript has a single exon. Gene Ontology annotation, molecular function: G protein-coupled receptor activity. Bases 74 to 1138 code for a protein of 354 amino acids. The record is from RefSeq and is a predicted model, not a curated record. Gene Ontology annotation, biological process: G protein-coupled receptor signaling pathway; visual perception; phototransduction.
CCCUCUACAUCACUCUCCUGAUAAGCCAGAAGAAACACCACUAAAGGGCUAAUCGCAACCGCAAGCAGCAACCAUGAACGGCACAGAGGGACCAUUUUUCUAUGUCCCUAUGGUAAACACCACCGGCAUUGUCCGGAGUCCUUAUGAAUACCCUCAGUACUACCUUGUCAACCCAGCAGCUUAUGCUGCCCUGGGUGCCUACAUGUUCCUGCUCAUCAUUCUUGGCUUCCCCUUGAACUUCCUCACUCUGUAUGUCACCAUCGAACACAAGAAGCUGCGAACCCCUCUAAACUACAUCCUGCUGAACCUUGCGGUGGCUGACCUCUUCAUGGUGUUUGGAGGAUUCACCACAACGAUGUACACCUCUAUGCACGGCUACUUCGUCCUAGGACGCCUUGGCUGCAAUUUGGAAGGAUUCUUUGCUACCCUCGGUGGUGAGAUUGGCCUCUGGUCACUGGUUGUUCUGGCUGUUGAAAGGUGGUUGGUUGUCUGCAAGCCCAUCAGCAACUUCCGCUUCGGUGAGAAUCACGCAAUCAUGGGUUUGGUCUUUACCUGGAUAAUGGCCUGUUCUUGUGCCGUGCCCCCUCUUGUCGGCUGGUCUCGUUACAUCCCCGAGGGCAUGCAGUGCUCAUGUGGAGUCGACUACUACACCCGUGCAGAGGGUUUCAACAAUGAGUCCUUUGUUAUCUACAUGUUCAUCUGCCACUUCAUCAUUCCAAUGUCUGUCGUGUUCUUCUGCUACGGCCGUCUGCUCUGUGCUGUCAAGGAGGCUGCUGCUGCCCAGCAGGAGUCUGAGACCACUCAGAGGGCUGAGAGGGAAGUCACCCGCAUGGUCAUAAUGAUGGGUGCUGCCUUCCUGAUAUGUUGGUUACCCUAUGCCAGUGUGGCCUGGUACAUCUUCACACAUCAGGGCUCUGAGUUCGGACCAGUCUUCAUGACCAUCCCGGCCUUCUUUGCCAAGACUGCUUCCAUCUACAAUCCAUUGAUCUACGUCUGCCUGAACAAGCAGUUCCGCCACUGCAUGAUCACCACCUUGUGCUGCGGGAAGAAUCCCUUUGAGGAGGAGGAGGGAGCAUCCUCUACUGCCUCCAAGACCGAGGCAUCCUCUGUCUCCUCCAGCUCUGUGUCUCCUGCAUAAAAGGGCCAUCAACACAGGCUCCAUGAUCCACUAUCCAAGAAGAAGACUCCUGCUCCCCCUGGGAAACGACUGAAGGCUAAUGUCUACAGAAAUAUCUUCCUUUUUGUAUUUUUACAAACGAGUUGGUUCAACCUAAAGACAGUUGCAGGAAAGCUCAGCCCAUUACAGAGUUGUUCCUGUAUGUACAGAAUAUCCAACUUAACAAAUCAAAUGAGAUUUUUUUUUCCUGAGAGGAAAGGGAAGAAUGUUAAUCUUUUACAGUUGGAUCCUAUAUGAUACUGGCUUAUUUUUGAAUGUAGAGGCAUGUAAUCAAGGCAACGUAAAAUAAAACGCACUUUGCAAAUGA